AUGCGCAGGAAAUCACCCGCGAACAACGACGUCCACAUGGACGGAGAUCAUAAUACGCCACGAAAUGACGACGACGAAAAUGAGCGAAAAGACGCUCAAGAGGGGGAGGGACUGCCAAGUCGAAAAGACAAGGGCAAAGGAAAGGCUGUGACAAGAACCAUAGCCGAGCUGGAUACGUUUCCAGCAGCCCCAUAUGAUCUGGGGCAACCCCGACAGCAGGCCUGGAUAAACACAGGGAUAGGGUGCAUGAACUGUGCAAACACAGAAUGCACCACAUGCAUCGGCUUUACCAGCCAUUUCAUGGUAGGUAUUAGAAACAACAACGCACGAGCCGAUCGAAGGCUGAUGGCCCGGGACAUAUGCCCGGAAAUAUUCAAUGACUACGACAGGCUGUAUGAUACAGCCAAGAGGACGAUAGAGUCCGACAGAGACGAACUCGAGGAAAUCGACGGGAAAUUGACCCGAUUAAACAACUACGCCGAUUGUGUUGAACGUGAGCUGGACGAUGCACGCGCCCGAAUUAAAGAACUAGAGGCAUCACAAGACGACACCCAUCGGCACAACCGCCGAAAAACGCGACUGUCGCUGUCCCCAGGACGGCUGGCCUCAGAUACGGCCAGUUCACAGAUGGAUUCAUCAAUGGGUAUGGCAUCUCAGCCACGAUCGAGCCUGUCAGUAGCCAGUGGGCUCAAAAACGAGUAUUACGACCUAAACUCAGACUACGGGGAAUCCGAGGCUUCGGAUGCAAAAGAGCCCCCGCGUUAUGCAAAGGCAGCCGAUAACACGACAAUCGGCCAAAUCGGCGGACGAACGUCUACUACCGAAUUUCCCCCGCUACCACAAGCGGGACCAUCCAACUAUUCACGGACAGCGGCUGCCCAUAGUCUAGUAGGGAGAAUCAGCACGGGCACAGCUCCACGAGGGAGCGAGCAACCCAUGCUCCCCGAAAACUCUGCAGCAUGGGCAGAGAUGGUACAAGCCGCCCAAAUCCAAGAUAAUUGGGAUGCAUACAACAGCUGCAGAUCGGUAGUUAACCUAGCAAAUCAGCUAGCAAGCGACAAAAAGCCCAUGAGAGGCUUUAUGAGAGCUGCGCUACGAACAUGGCGAGCACCCGAAUGGGUCAAAAGGGCUAGGAACAUACGCCCGCUACCAAGAAUCACGGUAGCAUCUAGCAGCACCACAGCUGCACCUCACCUCGAGGCGACAAACGACUCGCCUCCCAUUCCAGUAUCAGUGUCAGGAGCAUCGGUCCGCACGGAAUCGAGGCCCACUACGGGAUAUCAAGCCCCGAGCAUGGACGCACCGCCAGAAGCAUGGUGUGCGUACGACUACUACUUUAGACAUGUCAAGGCCAUGUCCGCAGGACUGGGGGACAACCCCCUUGACCUCAGGACGCGACGAGGGCAUCGUCUAAUACGACGAACAGGACCAUCGCCCGCUACAGGAGAUUUCACCCUAGAACGUAAUCGUUCGGUGUAUGCGGAACGUGCUACCACCCUGAUCGCCAUGCCUGGGAGGUACCAGGCCGUCAUAAAUCGUCUGGGACUAACCGUUCCCUCAUUAUACCAGCCAGUACAUUACACUGGACCACUCGACAACCUCACCACAGAGGAGGUGGCGGCACAUCUAGCCGCAUGUGGGGUCAGCAUUGAAAUGGCGAAUGACGCCUGGAUGUUUGCGCGACAAUGGCUACUCGAUCCACGGAACGAAAAUCGGCCUAAUACAUAUCCCGCUCGCCAGCAGCUAAUGGCGCUACCCCCUUCACAAUACCCCCCCAGUGCGCCCAAUGCGCCACUGGUGCUGAUGAACCCUCAGCAUUACUUCCCGCCGGGGUGUCCUCCCGAGCCCACGGAAGUUCGAUCAAAACGACCGCGAUAUCCCGCGGCGUCCCGCGGUGGCUACAACACGAAUGCCGCCAUAUUAAGGCAACUACAUGCAGUUGCCACCACUCUCGGCCACACAACAGUGGCCAGUGGUGAUCCUACGACCUCCCAUCCCGAUUCCCCAGCAUACCUGGACCCGAUAUGGGAUGACGAUGUGAGUGAAGCGGACAACCGCGCAUCUCAUACCGUCUCGUUGGGAGGAAUCAUCGUACCUCCCGCUUACUUGCAUUCCUCUACAACUAGAGGCCACACCGGCACAUCCGCCGUUGCUGAAUCGACUACGUCGACUACCGGGUCCAAUCACCCGCAUCACAUUCCCCCUGAGGACAUAUCCAUGUCCCCCGUCAUUGAUUAUGACUCCGGCAUCUCUACGCCACCUUAA
Messenger RNA from Pleurotus ostreatus (oyster mushroom), 2265 nucleotides. RefSeq lists its product as uncharacterized. The transcript is spliced from 2 exons. The record is from RefSeq and is a predicted model, not a curated record. Bases 1 to 2265 code for a protein of 754 amino acids. NCBI's taxonomy places the organism in Eukaryota, Fungi, Basidiomycota, Agaricomycetes, Agaricales, Pleurotaceae.